Messenger RNA from Oncorhynchus nerka (sockeye salmon), 5561 nucleotides. RefSeq names its product melanotransferrin (gene meltf). The transcript has 16 exons. The record is from RefSeq and is a predicted model, not a curated record. Gene Ontology annotation, biological process: iron ion transport. The coding region runs from base 259 to 2415 and encodes 718 amino acids. Lineage: Eukaryota; Metazoa; Chordata; Actinopteri; Salmoniformes; Salmonidae. Gene Ontology annotation, cellular component: recycling endosome; plasma membrane; early endosome.
GACGUGUCUUUCCAGGUAUGAGCUAACUGUCUGGAAGUCACCAAGUUUCAGAGAAAACGUUAGACGAAGAAUAGCUAGAAAGUCUACUGAUUUCCAUAAAAUUAUGUUGUAAAAUACUCAUAACUUGUUUGACGAUAUGCGGAAAGCUGGAGUUCAACUCGGAGCUUGUACUUUGGAGCCCCAAUCAGAUAUCGGAAAGGUAUAAAUUAACAGGUCGUACAGUAUCAGACAUUCUCACGUCUGGCUGACUCCGUCACUAUGUGGAUACUCGUCGCCUCUCUGAUAUUAGGCCUUCAGACUGUGUCUGGCCAGAGCACUAUAAGAUGGUGCGCAAUAUCCGCUCAAGAGAUGACCAAAUGUAACGCCAUGGCGCAGGCCUUCAGCAGUGCGGCCAUCCGUCCGAUUAUCCAAUGCGUCAGCGACGUGUCUGUGGAAGGAUGCGCGCAGAAGAUCGGGAAAAACCAAGUAGAUGCCUUUUCAAUGAGCGCUAAGGAUAUCUACAAAUUGGGGGAAGAAACUAACUUCCAAAUAGCUGCAGGAGAGACUUCUGCUGAUGGAGAGGGCACCACCUACUAUGCGGUUGCCGUGGUGAAGAAGGUGAAGCCGGACAUCAACAUCAACACACUGAAGGGCAGGAAGACAUGUCACACAGGGAAGGGACGUACUGCCGGCUGGAACAUGCCCCUGGGAUACCUCAUCGACCAGAGCAAGAUGUCUGUCAUGGGCUGUAACAUCCCACAAGGCGUGGCAGAUUUCUUUAAUGCCAGCUGUAUCCCUGGGUCACGGGGAGACCCUCCCUCCCUUUGCCAGCUGUGUGAAGGCAACAGCGAGGGACAGUUCGUAUGUGACAACACUGUCAAGGAGAGAUACUACGCUUACAAUGGGGCCUUCAGGUGUUUGGCUGAAGAUGCAGGAGAGGUGGCAUUUAUAAAGCACACCACAGUUAUGGAGAACACAGACGGAAACGGUGACCCUGCCUGGACCACUGGGCUGAGGUCUUCAGACUACGAGCUGUUGUGUAGAGACGGAACCAGGGCCCCUGUGAGAGAACACCGCCGGUGCCACUUGGUCAGGGUGCCAGCCAGGGGCAUCGUGGUUAAAUCUGACAUCAGCGGCAAUGUGGUCUAUAACAUGUUGACAGAAGGACUGACAAAGUCAGGUUUCCCCAUCUUUCAGUCGGGCGAGUUAGGCAGCAAUUUGCUGUUCAGUGAUUCGUCCACAAAGUUCCUGCGGCCGGAGUAUGAUGAUCCUAAGGCGUGGAUGGGCUCCAUCUACUACAACACUCUCAAAGCCAUGGACUGCAUCCCAGCAGAGCUGCCCCAGUCCCUGCGUUGGUGUGUGUUGUCCAGCGAUGAGCAGCAGAAGUGUACAGACAUGGCCGAGGCCUUCAGUGCCAAGUCUCUGGUCCCCAAUAUCCAGUGUGUGAUGGGAUCUUCAGUGGACGACUGCAUGAAGAAGAUCCAGAAUAAAGAGGCAGAUGCCAUCACCCUGGAUGGAGGUUACAUCUACACAGCAGGGAAAAGCUACGGCCUGGUGCCUGCUGCUGGGGAGAGCUACACAGGGGACAGUGAUGGCAGUGUCUACUAUGCUGUGGCAGUGGUGAAGAAGUCCAACAGUGACAUCACCACGCUGGAGAACCUGAGGGGGAAGAGCUCCUGUCACACUGGCUACGGCCGUACUGCUGGCUGGAACAUCCCCAUGGCUCUGCUCAUAGAGAAAGGUCUCAUCAGACCAGCUCAUUGUCAGAUACCACAAGCCGCUGGAGGUUUCUUUAAGAACAGCUGUGUCCCUGGUGCCAAUCAGCCUGGUUUCCCUGGCAACCUGUGUGACCUGUGUGUGGGGGACAACAAAGGGCAGAACAAGUGUGAGAAAGGCAAGGACCUGUAUGACGGAUACGAUGGAGCGUUCAGGUGUUUGGCCAAGGGAACUGGAGAGGUGGCCUUCAUCAAGCACACCACUGUCUUCCAAAACACUGAUGGUAAUUCAGGUGAGUCGUGGGCCAUUGACCUGCAGUCUAAGGACUUCCAGCUGCUGUGUCCCCACGGCUCCAGGGCAGAGGUCACCCAGUACGCCCACUGUAACCUGGCCCGCGUCCCCUCCCACGCCGUUAUGGUACGGCCCGACACCAACAUCUACGCCCUCUAUGGCCUGCUGGACAAAGCACAGGAGUAUUAUAGUAGUGACACGGGUUCAGAGUUCAAGAUGUUUGACUCGUCUAAGUACCAGGGCUCUGACCUCAUCUUCAAAGACUCCACUGUCAGCAUGAUCGGAGUGGCCGAGAGGAAGACCUAUGACAAGUGGCUGGGACAGGGCUACAUGGACUCACUUACCAACAUGGAGUGCAACUCCUCUGCUAAAGCACUGUCUUCCCUGCUCCUGGUGGCUCUGAUGAGCUCCAUCUUCUUCUGGGUGUAAGAAGCCAUGUCCUAACCCAACCCAGCCCCUGUCCAAGUUCCAGCCCCAAUCCAGCCCCUGUCCAAGUUCCAGCCCCAACCCAGCCCCCUGUCCAAGUUCUAGCCCCAAACCAGCCCCUAUCCAAGUUCCAGCCCCCCUGUCCAAGUUCCAGCCCCAACUCAGCCCCCUGUCCAAGUUCCAGCCCCAAACCAGCCCCUGUCCAUGUUCCAGCCCCAAACCAGCCCCUGUCCAUGUUCUAGCCCCAAACCAGCCCCUGUCCAUGUUCCAGCCCCAAACCAGCCCCUGUCCAAGUUCCAGCCCCAACUCAGCCCCCCUGUCCAAGUUCCAGCCCCAACCCAGCCCCCUGUCCAAGUUCCAGCCCCAACUCAGCCCCCUGUCCAAGUUCCAGCCCCAACUCAGCCCCUGUCCAUGUUCCAGCCCCAACCCAAUCCCCCUGUCCAAGCUCCAGCCCCAACUCAGCCCCCUGUCCAAGUUCCAGCCCCAACCCAUCCCCCUGUCCAAGUUCUGGCCCCAAACCAGCCCCUGUCCAUGUUCCAGCCCCAACCCAGUCCCCCUUCCAAGUUCCAGCCCCAACCCAGUCCCCUUCCAAGUUCCAGCCCCAACUCAGCCCCCUGUCCAAGUUCCAACCCUAACCCCUAUCCCAGCCUGAACCCCUGUCCAAAUCCCUAGUCACAUUCCCAGCCUGAACCCGUCUUAAACCCUCGCCAAAUUCCCAGAAGCAACACAAAACCUCUGUUUUUGUCCAGCCCCAUUCCUUCACCAACCCCAGUAGCCUACUCCCUCUGUAGGGAAUCUCUCCUCUUCUGCCAAAGCACCAGCAAUAACACUACACAUUACCACCCAGCACAUUACUACCCAGUACAUUACCACCCAGCACAUUACUACCCAGUACAUUACUGCCCAGCACAUUACCACCCAGUACAUUACCGCCCAGCACAUUACCACCCAGCACAUUACUACCCAGCACAUUACCACCCAGCACAUUACUACCCAGCACAUUACCACCCAGCACAUUACCACCCAGCACAUUACUACCCAGCACAUUACCACCCAGUACAUUACUACCCAGCACAUUACCACCCAGUACAUUACCGCCCAGCACAUUACCACCCAGUACAUUACUACCCAGCACAUUACCACCCCGUACAUUACCGCCCAGUACAUUUACCACCCAGCACAUUACUACCCAGUACAUUACCACCCAGUACAUUACCGCCCCGUACAUUACCGCCCAGUACAUUACCACCCAGCACAUUACCACCCAGUACAUUACUACCCAGCACAUUACCACCCAGUACAUUACCACCCAGCACAUUACUACCCAGCACAUUACCACCCAGUACAUUACUACCCAGCACAUUACCACCCAGUACAUUACCGCCCAGCACAUUACCACCCAGUACAUUACUACCCAGCACAUUACCACCCCGUACAUUACCGCCCAGUACAUUUACCACCCAGCACAUUACUACCCAGUACAUUACCACCCAGUACAUUACCACCCAAUACAUUACCACCCAGUGACAUUACCACCCAGCACAUUACCACCCAGUACAUUUACCACCCAGCACAUUACUACCCAGUACAUUACCACCCAGUACAUUUACCACCCAGCACAUUACUACCCAGUACAUUACCACCCAGUACAUUACCACCCAGCGAACCACAGCAGCAUUUCCUGUCAUGUUGGAAUCUUUAGAAGAUCAUGUCUGCAUCCCUUCCUGUAUCUGAUUCAUAGCUUAUGAUUGUACUUUAGAUUCAUAGCUUGUAAUUGUACUUUAUUCUACUGUAUAUGUUGAUGCUAGGAUUUGUGAGAAAGGAUAACAUGUUGAAAAUACUAUUUGACUUGGGUCUAAAUUAUGGUCACUGUUGUUGAGUCAAGGUGCUUCUUGAGUCAGUGAGUCAAGGUGCUUCUUGAGUCAGUGAGUCAAGGUGCUUCUUGAGUCAGUGAGUCAAGGUGCUUCUUGAGUCAGUGAGUCAAGGUGCUUCUUGAGUCAGUGAGUCAAGGUGCUUCUUGAGCUUGUCUGUCAAUGGGGAAAAUAUCCUGUUUUCUUUGGUUGAGCUACAGAGAAUGAAGUCCUUCGCAACCAGAGAUGACGAAGGAUUGCUAUUAUGCUUACUGACGGUAACUGCCAUAUCAGUGUAUAUGUUUUUACCCGUUACAUACUUUACUAUGCAGUGUUCGUCUCUCCGCAAGGUGUGUAUUGCUUACACCGACUAUUGUGAGUACUACUUAUGGGCACAAGCCAUAUCUGGGAAUAUGGCGCGUUUUGCACAUUCUGCCUUUACUGUAUAAGCUAAUGCCAUAUCAGUGAAUAUGCACUGCUUCAACUACAGGAUGUGUGUUGUGAAAUGUUUUGAAAAGAGUCAAAUAGGGGGUGUUUUAUUCAUAUGUUCUCCCCAAAUCCUGGAUUGACAAACAUUUAAGCCAAGACAACUUGCUCACUAUCUGUAUUUAGGGUCUCGAUUCAAUCCGUAUCGCGUUACAGCGUGAAUAGAGGCCUAGAAGUUUCCAUUUGCUUGGCUGGUAAUCAAAUUCUACCAUAAGAAUGAUGUGAAUUAUAGCCUACUGAUAAAUAUUAUGGAUUGGAACCUGCUUGCACCUGAUAUGCACUUGUUUUGGAGAGAACAUUGAACAAGCCAUCCUUGUUUUUUUGCUUUUGAAACUUAGGUGUACUUUGAUUUUAAAGUAAUGUGGAAUUUUGUCAGGUUUAAAUUCUUAUAUUACAUUUCAAUGUUGUACACAUGAGUUAAAAUCCAUCAUCUAUAACAAUAGUGACUAUAAGGAAUGGAACUCAACCCAACCCUGAUUCCUGCAUUGUGACGGAGCAGUGUUCGAUUUAUUUUUGCUGCUCUCAUGCAAUUUUGUGUUCCUGUCCAGUAUAUCAGCUUGAUUUGUAUGUGUAUUUCAAUGAGAGAUAAGUUUAUAUGAUGCUCAGCUACCAUAUCAGUGUAUAUGUACAGAGUACUAACUCAUUUCUGUCAGAAACAAACGCUUGCCUUCAAAGUUAUAGCAAUUUCUUCGAUGAAAUGAUAAACAUGUAACUAAUAUUUAGUUGCCAGGCCAGUGCGUCUGCAUAAGUAUUGCUACAAAACUGCUUCUUUAAGAAUUCUCUGCUGUUCUUAUUAAAAAUCUGCAUAUGGAA